AUGUCACACUUCUUCUACUUGACUCCACAAAUUCUUCUGCCCUUUAGCCCUCUUACUUCUCAAGAGUUUGAUCUGAUCAGACGCAAGGCUGGAGCAUCUUGGCAGGAUGAAACACGAUGGUCAGAUUCUUCCAUGACAACAUACAGAGGCAGUUACCGGAAAAAACAACUGGACAAGUCCACAUGCAGCCAAUUUUCUUUUAGAGCAGGACAGCAUCAGCCUGAGUGUAAACAGAUGUCAUUGCCAAACAGUUCUGCCUGUCGUCUUCUCUGCGGGGCUGGUACCCAAGAGACUACAGAUGUCAAAGGACUAUUCCCUGAAAUAACCAGGCCCUUUAAAAAGUCAUUUGAUGUCAAGCAUGGAGUGGCACAUCAAAUUUGGGAUUUUGGUGAUUGUUUUCCAACACCUCCAAAUUAUGGAAAAUACUGUGUAAGACCUAAAAAGCUAGCACAGGAGGCCCUGAUAAACUACAGUCGACGAGGGAAAGGUGUGCUAAAGCAUCUUCAUGGACGGUGCGAUUCUGAAAGCAAGGUUGGCUCAUCUGAGGAUUCAGAAGCUGAUCGAUACUCUGAUUAUGGCUGGGGAGGACCCUCAUCGCCAUUUAACUGAGUUGGAAAACGAAGCCACAGUGCUGGAGGCGUGGAGUUUGCUUAAUAAACAACUUUGAGGUAUGGGGGCCCCCCAACACCCCCCUGCCCAGGAACAUCUGGACCCUGGCAGGUUGGCUUUCUGGGACGAUUCCAUGGGCUUCAUUUCUCAAUUUGUUCCCUUUUUACUUGGUGGUGAGAGACAAAACUCGUUAUAAUCUUUAUUAAACUUUCCUUUUUAAAUAAA
Messenger RNA from Mandrillus leucophaeus (drill), 834 nucleotides. RefSeq names its product chromosome unknown open reading frame, human C4orf51. The transcript is spliced from 6 exons. The coding region runs from base 1 to 609 and encodes 202 amino acids. The record is from RefSeq and is a predicted model, not a curated record. Lineage: Eukaryota; Metazoa; Chordata; Mammalia; Primates; Cercopithecidae.